AUGCAAGAAUCAGAAAACAAAACCACCAUUGAUGAAGAAAAUAAUCUUUUAUUAAAUAAAAAACGUAAAAAGAAUGAUGGUAAAAAAACAUCAGUAAAAAAAUUAAAUACUGAUAAAAACGAUAUUAAUGAACUUAAAAAAUCACUUGAUCGUUUAAUUGAAGAAAAGGAAGGAAAAAUAAAAGAUUUGGAAUCAAUAAUAACUGAAUUAAAUGAAAAAUGUAAAGAGAAAGAUGAUAAAAUAGAUAAUUUGGAAAAAAUAACUAAAGAUUUAAAUAAUGAUAAAAUUAUUAUUGAUUUACAAAAUGAAAUUACUAAAUUAAAAACUGAACAAGUUACUAUUAAUAAUUUUAGUACUCUUAAAAUCGGUAUAUUAGAAUAUAAUAUGAAAAAGAUUGUUGAUCACAUUCACACAACUGUUUAUAAUCUUAUUAAUAAUAUUGAUAAUGAUAUUAUUUCAUAUUAUUCAAAUAAUAAGAAUUCAAAUACUAUAGAUGAUUAUUUCACAUCAAUUUCGAUUAAUAAUGAUAAUUUAUUAAGUUUAGAUUUUGAUAAUAUUAAUAUAGAUAAUAAAUAA
Messenger RNA from Cetraspora pellucida, 576 nucleotides. Lineage: Eukaryota; Fungi; Glomeromycota; Glomeromycetes; Diversisporales; Gigasporaceae. The record is from the annotation of a GenBank genome assembly.